This is a messenger RNA of Microthlaspi erraticum, 1491 nucleotides long. The record is from the annotation of a GenBank genome assembly. Lineage: Eukaryota; Viridiplantae; Streptophyta; Magnoliopsida; Brassicales; Brassicaceae.
AUGAAAGGUGGGCACCGGAAGCCCUCUAAAUCCGAAGCCAACGAACCAUCUAGCUACGGAAUUGGUCCUCCGAGUAGGUCAGGUCCUAAUUCCAAUGUCGUCGUUAGCCACGCUUCUCGCGGCGGGCUGGUUCCUUCUUCUCCGUCGCCAGCGACGGCCACUCCGCCACCUCCGCCGAUGGGGCCGGUAGAGCCACUCCCGUUGUUCAGGGACGUUCCGGUCUCAGAGAGGCAAACUCUGUUCCUGAGGAAACUUCAAAACUGUUGCUUCCAAUUCGAUUUCACUGACACGAUUAAGAACGCGAGAGAGAAGGAGAUCAAGAGGCAAACGCUCUUAGAGCUGGUGGAUUUUAUACAGUCUGGAGCUAGUAAGAUCUCAGAGCUUUGUCAGGAAGAAAUGAUAAAGAUGGUUUCCGUGAAUAUAUUCCGGUGUCUCCCUCCGGCGUCACACGAGAACACUGGUCAAGAGCCUGCAGAUCCUGAGGAAGAGGAGCCUUAUUUAGAACCUGCUUGGCCUCACUUGCAGCUAGUUUACGAGUUGCUGCUUAGAUACAUUGUUUCCACUGACACGGAUACGAAACUCGCCAAACGGUACAUCGACCAUUCUUUUGUUUUGAAGCUGCUCGACUUGUUUGAUUCCGAAGAUCCGAGAGAGAGGGAGUAUUUGAAAACGAUUCUUCAUAGGAUCUACGGGAAGUUUAUGGUCCACAGGCCGUUUAUUAGGAAAGCGAUCAACAACAUUUUCUAUAGGUUUAUAUAUGAGACAGAGAGACACAGUGGGAUUGGAGAACUCUUGGAGAUUCUAGGGAGUAUCAUAAACGGGUUUGCUUUGCCUAUGAAGGAAGAGCACAAGCUGUUUCUGAUCAGAGUGUUGAUACCAUUGCAUAAGCCGAAGCCAAUAGCUAUAUAUCAUCAGCAGUUGUCUUACUGCAUCGUUCAGUUUGUGGAGAAAGAUUAUAAGCUGGCGGAUACAGUGAUCAGGGGGUUGUUAAAGUAUUGGCCUGUGACAAACUGCACUAAGGAGAAUCUCUUCCUUGGAGAGCUUGAAGAAGUUCUUGAGGCAACACAGCCUGUUGAGUUCCAGCGUUGCAUGGUUCCAUUGUUUCAACAGAUUGGUCGCUGCCUCAAUAGCUCUCACUUUCAGGUUGCAGAGCGAGCACUGUUCUUGUGGAACAACGAGCACAUCGUGGGACUUAUCGCACAGAACCGAAGUGUAAUCCUUCCAAUCAUAUACCCCGCACUGGAGAAGAACAUCCAGACUCACUGGAACCAAGCGGUUCAUGGUCUAACUGCAAAUAUAAAGAAGAUGUUUAUGGAGAUGGAUCCUGAGCUGUUUGAAGAAUGCCGGAGACAAUACGAAGAGAAGCAAGCGAAAUCCAAAGAAGUAGAAGAUAAACGCCAAUUUACAUGGAAAAGAUUAGCCGAAGCUGCGGCAGAGCGUGAGCGUGACCGAGUUGGACGAGGAGAAGAAGAUCACAUGAUCAUUUCCUAG